Molecule: messenger RNA, 1171 nt
Organism: Paramecium pentaurelia
Lineage: Eukaryota; Ciliophora; Oligohymenophorea; Peniculida; Parameciidae
Source: the annotation of a GenBank genome assembly
AAUGGGUAUGUGCUAAAACAAAUAAGCAGAAUAUAACUCAAAAAUACCAGAUAUUGCAAGUGAAAUUCUAGAUGAAGAUGAAGUUGAUGAAAAGAUUGGGGAAACAACAUAAAUACCUAUUGAAGGUGAAAACGGAAAUCUUAAAACUAAACUUACUCUUUCUGAUUUUGAACUAUUAAAAGUUAUAGGUAGAGGCUCAUUUGGAAAAGUUUUACUUGUUAAAAGAAUAGCAGAUCAAUAAUUGUAUGCAGUGAAGAUUUUAAGGAAAAAAUUGUUACAAAAAAAGAAAUAAUAGGAAUAAGCAAUAUAAGAGAGAAAAAUAAUGACACUUGUUAAUAGUCCUUUUUCUGUAAAAUUGCAUUUUGCUUUUUAAACUCCAUCAAGACUCUAUAUGGUUAUGGAUUUUAUGAUAGGUGGAGAACUGUUUCUUCAUCUUAGAAAAAGAUAAAAAUUUAGUGAAGAAUGGACUUAAUUUUAUGCUGCUGAACUUUUAAUUGCUCUUGAUAACUUGCAUCAAUAAAAAAUUAUUUACAGAGAUUUAAAACCAGAAAAUAUUCUCCUAGAUAAAGAUGGACAUGUAGUUCUUACUGAUUUUGGAUUAUCUAAAUUAGGAUAUGAGAGAAAUGAAAUGACAUAUUCCUUUUGUGGUACUCCAGAAUAUGUUGCUCCUGAAAUUCUAUAUUGUAAACUGUGUCUCUUUAUCAUUUAUUAGAAAAAGGACAUAGUUUUGUUGUUGAUUUUUAUAGUUAUGGAGCCUUGAUAUAUGAAAUGUUAAGUGGUGCUCCUCCAUUUUAUUCUAAAAAUAAAAGAGAAAUGUUGAAAAAUAGAUGUGAAAAACCUUUAGAAAUGAAACCUAACUUUUCUCUUUAAGCAUAAUCUUUACUAAAAGGACUCCUAAUAAAAGAUGUAUAAAUGAUUUUAUUAUGUAGCCUGGAUUCCGAUUAGGCUCAAAUGGGAUCCAAGAAAUAAAAAAACACAACUUUUUUAGUGGAAUAGAUUGGUAACUAGUUGAACAAAGAAAACUUUAGCCUCCAAUAGUCCCCCGAAUUCAACAUUUAGAGGAUUUGUCUAACUUUGCUCCAGCAUUCUUAUAAUAGCCUUUAAUUGAAACUCCAGAUUCUUAACAGAAUGUUUAUUUUGAAGGGUUUACUUAUUAAUAAGGAAUAUGAAU